This is a messenger RNA of Psilocybe cubensis, 2211 nucleotides long. RefSeq lists its product as uncharacterized. Gene Ontology annotation, biological process: cell surface receptor signaling pathway; cytoskeleton organization. Bases 1 to 2211 code for a protein of 736 amino acids. The transcript is spliced from 7 exons. Gene Ontology annotation, cellular component: cytoplasm. NCBI's taxonomy places the organism in Eukaryota, Fungi, Basidiomycota, Agaricomycetes, Agaricales, Agrocybaceae. The record is from RefSeq and is a predicted model, not a curated record. Gene Ontology annotation, molecular function: protein binding.
AUGAACUCUCGCCCUUCCAGAUCAUCCAGCAUUCCCAUCCCACGAAGUGCGUCGUCGUCGUCGUCGGCCCGUAACAUCGAGGCCGUUUUGUCUAUCCCCGUAGUAUCUCCAAGCAGACAGAACGUUUCGUCUAGCUCAUCUGCUCGACUCGUCAUUGAACCCCGACGCAUCGGUCCCUCAGUAGAUGGAUCAAGAGCUAUAACCACAGAUACCAACAUUUCCGUCUCCCCAAUCAGAUCGACUGCACGAUCAGCAUCUAUAGUGUCCAGCGUUCCAGGUCGCGCUCAAAGUUCAGUUCGAACGACGUUUGAACCUAGAGUUAUUCGCGGCGUAGGCCCAGAGUAUUCCGCUAGCGGCGAAGCUGACUAUGCCACACAUCCUGGUCCAUCGCCUCAUAAUCGCAGGGCCAGCACAGGGACUGUUAGAACUUUAGGUCCCCCACAAACUGUCGUGCCUCAACAUAUCGUGGCUCAUGCAGGGCACAGCUCCUUUGAAAGGCCCACCUAUCUCGAGUAUUCUUGCUUCAGGCACUUGUUACAGACUGAUGCGUAUGCAUCCACAGGAUCCAACAGGAAAAUAGACCACAAUAAGACAGAUAUCGAUGAUGCUAUUAAUUCCACGCCAGCCUCUAGUCGACAUUUGACAUCAAUAGCCCAGCCGCAAGACCAGGUAUUUAACUUGCCUACUCGCUGGAGUGAACAACACCGUCACCAAAACCUUACUAUUUCACCAGAUGGGCGCGAUUUGUUGUAUCACGGACCACCGUCUAAUGGGGAAAAGGAUGCUUCUGUUGCUCGAACAAACUACCCAGCGCCUCCACUUUGUGGCAUUUACUAUUUUGAAGUAGAAAUACAAGGCAAAGAACAGAAGUCAUUUGCCACCCGCAAUAUCAAGACCACCCGAAUGCCAGGAUGGGAGCCUAACUCAUGGGGCUAUUAUGGUGACGACGGGUCAGCACUAACUCCAGAAAAGGAUCCAGCCAAUGACACGAUUGGAUGUGGGAUUGAUUUUGCUAAUAACACAGCCUUCUACACCAAGAACGGCACUCUUCUCGGCAACAUGGAGUGGUACCCCGUGGUAGGAUUGAAACACGUAGGAGAUGUUGUCCACACAAAUUUUGGCCAGGAAACGUUCAAAUUCGACAUUGAGUAUCAUGUCCAACGGAGGGCCGGUGAAGUUUGGAACACAAUACAAAGUACUCCUCUUCACCAAACCCUACUUCAGGGAAACCGGAGGAGGAUUCAUGGCCUCUUAUCCAUUGCUUCCAUCACCAACAAUUCUUCUUUGAAGCCUGCCCUCACCGAUGAACAAUCUAAAAGUAUGAUGAAGCAACUUGUGGCGUCUUACCUCGUGCAUCAUGGGUACGUCAAGACUGCACGAGCAUUUGAAGCUCGGGAAGCAGAGCGACGGGCAUCGACUCCUCGCCCCUCGGCAACUGAUGGUAACCACGACGUUGAAAUGAUUACAAGUGAUAUCAUUGAGAAUGAUACUCAAACUCGUACCAACGUCGUUAAUCUGGUGUUAUCAGGAAAUAUUGAUUCCGCCAUAGAUUCCUUGCGAGAGCAUUAUCCGUCGGUUUUGGAGGUUCACGACCAAUUGUUUUUGUUCAAACUGCGUUGCCGAAAAUUUGUGGAAUUAAUCCUAGAAACAGCUGAGAUCAAGAAGAAGAUGUCAGCAUUGCGGACGAGGGAAGCCGAAAUACUUAAAGAUGAUGAUACAGUUCAAAAUGCUUGGGUGGAGGAAGGAAUGGACAUUGACGUCGAUGAUCACCUCGCCCCUCCCAGCCACUCAGGCAUCCACUUUCAUGAAACUCCCAAUACGUUCGAAAUUAUGAAUCCCGGAUCGGUUGCGGCAUCUUCUCAGUACGAGUCUGCUCUUAAUGCUGCCCUUCUAUACGGCCAAACACUCUCCAACGAUUGCCAGUCCGAGACUAGACCCGAAUUACAGCAACUAUUCAAGCAAACAUUUGGCAUCGUUGCCUGGGAGGAUCCUUUAGAGGCAGGCAGCCCAGUUGCUACCCUAGUCGGGCAUGAAGCUCGUGUCGUCCUUGCACAUGAGAUCAAUGAAGCGAUUUUGAAAUCGCAAGGGCGUCCGCCUCAACCUGCUUUAGAAACACUAUAUCGCCACACAUCUGUGUGCAUCAAUGAACUUGGCUUGCUAGGUGCGGGUGCGGCUGCAUACGCUGACAUGCAAAAAGAAUACGUCAUUUAG